Molecule: messenger RNA, 2288 nt
Organism: Poeciliopsis prolifica (blackstripe livebearer)
Lineage: Eukaryota; Metazoa; Chordata; Actinopteri; Cyprinodontiformes; Poeciliidae
Product: tetratricopeptide repeat protein 39A
Exons: 18
Coding region: 148-1839 (563 amino acids)
Molecular function (GO): protein binding
Source: RefSeq, a predicted model, not a curated record
UUCACCGCUGCACGCGCUGCCAGAGUUUGGUCGAGAGGAAACCUGUUCCCAUGUCACCCUCGGGGCUCCGCGUCUGGUCGGAUCGGCGCAGCUCUUCCUGAACGCGGACCGGAUCUGCUGCAGGUGUUCGCGGCGCGCAGAGGGAACAUGUCCAAUGGGAAAGACCCAAACGCUGCGCAAAACUCCUCCGAGAUGACCCUGAAAGCAUGUCUGGAUGAGUGCAUGGAGGCCCUGGAUCUCUUCCUCAACAACCACUUCAACGAGAGCCUGGAGAGGCUGCGGCCGAGAGUCCAGGAGAGCAUGUACCACGCUCUGAUCUACGCCACGGUGCUGGAGAUGCAGGCCAUGAUGACCUUUCAGCACGACGACAUAACCAACGCCGGGAACACCAUGAAGAGCGCCCAGGAGGUCUGUCAGAGGUUUCGACGGAAAUCCCAGGGUUUGUCAAACAAGUCGGUCGGCGAGUCUCUUUCUGAAGUGCAGCUCCAUGCAGAGGUGUGUUAUGCAGAGUGCCAACUCCAAAGAGCUGCUCUCACGUUCCUCCAGGAUGAGAGCAUGGUGAGUUUUAUCAAAGGAGGGAUGAAAGUAAGAAACAGCUACAUGAUUUACAAAGACCUGCACAACUUCAUCAAAUCUUACAGCUGCGUCAAAGGACCGAGCCACAUUCACCUGGAGGGAGGCAUUUCUUUCGGAGUGGGAGCGUUUAACCUGACGCUGUCUCUGUUUCCUCCUCGUAUUCUUAAAAUGUUGGAGUUUGCGGGUUUUUCCGGCGACAAGGAACACGGCCUCUCUCUGCUCUGUGACGGAGCCACAGGAAUGAACCUGCGCUCCAUGCUGUGCGCCCUGCUGCUGCUCUGCUACCACACCUUCCUCACGUUCGUCCUCGGGACGGGAGAGGGAGAAGUUUCUGAGGCUGAGCGACUGCUGAAACCUUUCCGGCUCCGAUACCCACGGGGUGCAAUAUUCCUCUUUUUUGCCGGCAGAACGGAGGAGAUCAAAGGAAACAUCGAUGAGGCGGUGGCGCUGUUCGAGGACGGCUGCAAGGCCCAGCAGGCGUGGAAGCAGUUCCACCACAUGUGCUACUGGGAGCUGAUGUGGUGCUUCACCUUCAAGCGCGCCUGGAAGAUGGCCUACUUCUACGCAGACCUGCUGAGCCAGGAGAGCCGCUGGUCCAAGGCCAUGUAUGUGUACAUGAAAGCUGCUUACCUCAGCAUGCUGCCGGAGGAAGAGGCGCGGCCUUUUGGAGAGGACGAGGUGGAGCUCUUCAGACAAGUUCCCACCCUCAAGCAGAAGAUAGCAGGAAAGUCUCCCCCGACUGAAAAGUUUGCCAUCCGCAAAGCCCGACGCUACAAGUCUUCCGACCCGGUCAGGCUGCCGGUGCCGGUUCUGGAGAUGAUGUACAUGUGGAACGGCUUCAGCAUGAUCAGCAAGCGGCCAGAGCUGACCGAGGGGAUGAUGCAGACUCUGGUGGAGGCAGAGCGCACCCUGCUGGAAUCUCCAGAGAGCGAGUACCUGAUGGACGACCGCUGCCUGAUCCACAUGCUGAAGGGUUUGUGCUUUAAGAACCAGGGAAACCUGCAGGCGGCUGAGGAGUGCCUCAACAAGGUCUGCUCCAGUGAGAAGAAGAUUAAGUUUGAUCACUACCUGGUUCCCAACGCUCUGGUGGAGCUCAGUCUGCUUUACAUCGAUCAAGGCAAAAGAGACGCGGCUAUCAAGAUACUCCAUAAAGCCAAGCACAACUACAAGGACUACUCCAUGGAGUCCAGGACUCUGUUCAGGAUCCACGCUGCUCUGGCCAAACUCAAGGCCGACCCUGAGGAGGAAGACAGCCAGAUGUGACGGAACCCAGCAGACCGCUCGUCACGGGCCGUUUUGACCCGCAGCGCGCUUGCAACAAACUUUGACAUGUCGAUACAAGAAGGCGUUUCGUGCCGUCACCGUGACUUAAAGAGGAGCGCAGCAGAGCUGGGGUUUUCACUACCUUCCACAGGCGAACACACACCUGAGUGUACAUAUAUGCAAGUUAUUUUAUUCAACGGAGGAGGUUACGCGGUUCAGAAUGACAAUGAAUCUUCACCAAUCGAGCUUAUUGUAGAGAAACCAAACGCUUUGUAAGAUUUAUUCAAACAAAUGUGCUGCGUCCAUCUUGAAGAGAAGGGAGGAAUCGGUGGGGAACAUCCGCUUCUGUAAACUCUAGUAGGCACCACUGAAGUGACCAUGUUAUUUUUAAUAGUGUGAUGCAUUGUGGGGAAACUGUUGAUACGCCUUAAUAAAAUCCAGUGCAAACA